CAGGCUAGAGAUGAAGAUGGACAUGGUGAAAAUUUUCCCCAGCAACACUAUGCUAAGGAAACUCCAAGACUUGCCUUCAAGAAUAACUGCGAACUACUUGUAUGCGAUUGGUGUAAACAUAUACGGCAUACUAAAGAAUAUCUCGACUUUGGGGAUGGAGAACGAAGGCUACAGUUCUGCAGCGCAAAAUGUCUAAAUCAAUAUAAAAUGGACAUUUUUUACAAAGAAACACAAGCCAACCUUCCAGCUGGACUGUGCAACACAUUACAUCCCCCAGUUGACAGUAAAGCAGAAGGCACGGGGGUACAGCUGCUUACUCCAGAUUCCUGGAAUAUACCGCUGACAGAUGCUCGUAGAAAGGUUCCGUCCCCGGCGUCUGCAGCUGGCCAAGUACAAGGUCCUGGAUCAUCAGCCUCCACCACUGCCUCCCCAUCUGAUGCUGCCAACAGUUCUGCUACAAAAAUUCCCACACCAGUUCCCAAAUCCAUUCCCAUGAAUGACAGUCCAAACAUUGCACCAGUUCCUGUCCCACCACCUGCCAGUAUUGUGCCUCCCAUGGGCGUACCACCAAGGAGUCCUCCCAUGAUUAUGACUAACAGGGGACCGGUUCCUCUGCCCAUAUUUAUGGAACAGCAAAUAAUACAGCAAAUACGCCCACCCUUUCUACGAGGUCCCCAUGGUUCAAGCCCUAACAGCCCUUUGUCCAGUUCCAUUAUCCCUGGUAUGGGUCCACCUCCAGGUGGUUCCAGAGUUUUAGGCCCCACAUCUAGUCCUAUGCAUAGACCAAUGUUAUCACCUCAUAUGCAUCCAUCAAAUACACCUACAAUGCCAGGCAACCCACCAGGAUUGCUUCCACCACAUCCACCUGGAGGUCCUCUACCUAGUCUUCCUUUCCCUCCCAUGGGCAUGAUGCCAAAUGGUCCCAUACAUAUGCCACAAAUGGUAAAUUUUGGUUUGCCAUCUCUUGCACCUUUAGUGCCACCACCAACUCUUUUAGUGCCAUAUCCUGUUAUUGUUCCUUUGCCUGUUCCAAUACCUAUUCCCAUACCUAUUCCUCAAGUGGUGGAUUCCAAACCUCCAAAUGACUUCUCCAGCAAUGGUGAAAGCAUCAUUCCAAGUUCAUCAAGUGAUGCACCAGGUGCAAAGCCAAAGGAUAAUUCUUUUUCCCCAAGGGAUUCUAAACAAAGGUCCUUAAAGCCUUCUGAUUCAUCUCCUGGUGGUUCAGGGCAGUCAUCUCACCAGGCUACAGUUGUUCAGGAACAAACGAAAACUGAAGUGGUAGAUUUAACAGUGAGGACAGCAAGCCCAGAAAACAGUAAACUUAGUGUCACAAAUACACUUCAGGUCCCACAAGAUGGAGUCAUAGAUUUAACUGUGGCACACAGGUCUAGACUUCAUAAUGUCAUACAUAAAGCUCUUAAUUCUCCGUUCAAACUUGAAUCUGAACCUAACAGUGUUGUAAACUUAUCUUUCAGUAAUUCAGACAGAACCAAUUGUAGUGACUGCAUGGAGAAUAGCACAGCCCCCAGCACUCCAGGACUGGAAACCAGUGCAGCAGUUUGUAAUGUCAUUGUAAAUGGUGCAAAGAACGCAGAGGGUUCUAAAAACUCUGAGAAAUUACAUGAGCAAAGGAAGACAUUGUUAGAAAAGGAUCCAGUAGUAAGUGAGUUGGAAUCUGUUAAAGAAAACAACUGUGCUUCAAAUUGCCACUCAGAGCUAGAAACCAGCAAGAAGAAUCUUGUGGAUGAGCCCCUUUUACCUGGGGACAAACAAGAUCCUAAUCUAAAUAACCCAGCUGAUGAGGACCAUGCUUAUGCUUUGAGGAUGUUGCCUAAAACAGGUUGUGUUAUUCAGCCUGUGCCAAAACCAGCAGAAAAAACUGCGAUGACCCCUUGUAUAAUCUCAACUCCAAUACUCUCCACAGGGACAGAAGACUUGGAGCCACCACUGAAAAGGAGGUGCCUCCGUAUUCGAAAUCAAAAUAAAUGA
Staurois parvus is the source of this 1989-nucleotide messenger RNA. The record is from the annotation of a GenBank genome assembly. Lineage: Eukaryota; Metazoa; Chordata; Amphibia; Anura; Ranidae.